AUGAGUGGGACCUGUAUCCAUGAGCCCCGUGCCCCCUCCCCCUCCCUGUCAGGCUUCAGUACCCCGGUAUCAGAAACCCCUUAUCGAAGACUUGAUGGUGACACCCCAGCCUGCACCCCGGAAACGGACCUGACCCCCACACAGUGUGUCCUCCGAAACGUGCUGUCAAUUGACACUGGUGGGUCGGGGGCACCGGGAGGCAGCAGUCCCACGCCCAGUGAUGGACCUUCAGGCCAUUUUGACAACAGUGUGCUGAAACUACACGAACAUGACGCCUGCCAGUGUGGCAGUGGGGCAGAGGCGGGCCACAGUCCGGAGGCCGGCGCCGUCCGGAGCCAUUCGGAGAAUAUUCGGUUUCAAUCGGGUAGUGGAGGGUUUUUGGAGGGUCUGUUUGGAUGCCUAAAACCUGUGUGGACCAUGAUCGGGAAGGCCUACUCCACUGAGCACAAGCAUAGCCAUGAAGAAAGCUGGGAGGUUCCAUUUGAGGAGAUCUCCGACCUGCAGUGGGUGGGCAGCGGGGCGCAGGGUGCCGUCUUCCUCGGCAAGUUCCACGGAGACGAUGUGGCUGUGAAGAAAGUACGAGACAUCAAGGAGACUGAAAUCAAACAUCUUCGCAAGCUCAAGCACCCCAACAUCAUCACUUUCAAGGGCGUGUGUACCCAGGCUCCUUGUUACUGUAUCUUGAUGGAAUACUGUGCCCAAGGGCAAUUAUACGAGGUGCUGAGGGCAGGUCGUAAAAUCACCCCCUCCCUCCUGGUUGACUGGUCCAUGGGCAUUGCAGGAGGCAUGAACUACCUACACCUUCAUAAAAUCAUACACCGAGAUCUCAAGUCCCCAAACAUGCUGAUCACACACGAUGACCUGGUAAAGAUCUCGGACUUUGGAACCUCAAAGGAGCUCAGUGACAAGAGCACAAAGAUGUCUUUUGCAGGCACCGUAGCCUGGAUGGCUCCUGAGGUCAUCCGGAAUGAGCCCGUGUCAGAAAAGGUCGAUAUCUGGUCAUUUGGAGUGGUGCUGUGGGAGAUGCUCACCGGAGAGAUCCCUUACAAAGAUGUAGAUUCAUCAGCCAUCAUCUGGGGCGUGGGAAACAACAGCCUGCAGCUGCCCGUACCUGAGAGCUGCCCCGAUGGUUUCAAGGUCCUCCUCAGACAAUGCUGGAACUGCAAACCCAGGAACCGGCCUUCGUUCCGUCAGAUCCUUCUCCAUCUUGACAUAGCGUCGGCUGACGUUCUGUCUACUCCUCAGGAGACGUACUUCAAGUCGCAGGCUGAAUGGCGAGAGGAGGUGAAACAGCACUUUGAGAAGAUUAAAUCCGAGGGUACUUGUUUGCACCGACUCGAUGAGGAGUUGAUCAACCGACGCAGAGAGGAGCUCAGACAUGCUUUAGACAUUCGUGAACACUAUGAGAGGAAACUGGAGAGAGCUAACAACCUUUACAUGGAGCUCAGUGCCGUCAUGCUGCAGCUGGAGCUCAAAGAAAAAGAGCUGCAGAGGAGGGAGCAGUCUUUGGAUAAAAAGUAUCCGGGGUUUUUUAAACACCACACCUCCAGGCAGAGCAGCUCUUCCAACAGCAUGGACAAGCUCAUCAAGAAGAGAAAUGUCCCACAGAAACUGCCCUCAGGAAAGCGGCCAGACAUCCUUAAGUCUGAGGUAAUCAUUCCCAAAAUGGAUUCCUCCGUAAUGCAAGUCACCAUCCCAAACUGCCCCGCGAGAACCUCCACUUCUCCCAGUCGGUCUCGGAGGGUAAAAACACGCCACCGUAAGCCUGGCAAAGGCAGCAGUGGAGAUCUGGCAGGACUCAAAGCCAAUCAGUCGUCUCCCAAUAGAGAGACGACGGCGGCCCAGGUUAACAGCUUGCCCGCUGAUUCCGCCAAGAAGCUGCUGGAGCCCUCUGCAGCCUUGCGGGGCCACGGCCCCGAGCAACAGCAAAGGCAGAUAUCCUCCUCCGGCCCUGACCUGAUCUGCACCACGCUAGAGGUGGGCGGCCAGGGAAAAGAGGAUCCCCCUGUGGGUGCGCUCCAAAGAGGAGGCGCUUCUGCGGGAUUAGGGGAAUCGGAGGUGGGGGUCGCCGGUCUGGAUGAUCUCACUGAAACUCCCCCGCGCAGCGACACUCCUAGCGAGGAUGCAGCAUCGUUCCCCUUCUCGAGUAGCCCCGACUCACCUUGUGGGCGGGGGGCGGCGGCCCGACGCGGAUCUCUCGGAUCUCCCCGUCUGCCUCAUGACGGAGGCGAGGAUAAAGAGGACGGAGCAGGCGCUGUGAGGUUGCCCCGGGGGGCUUCAGGGGGAAUUGGGAGUCAGCACCUCACACCUUCGGCCAUUCUGUACAGGGCAGCUAUUACACGAAAACAGAGACGUGGGGUGUCAUCAGAAGAAGAGGAGGGGGAGGUUGACAGUGAGGUCGAGUUACCACGGAGACGACGUCCGACGAGUAUCACCAAGUGUCAGUCGGUGUCAACCUUCAGCUCGGAGAACCUGUCAGUUUCGGAUGGCGAGGAGGGCCAUACUACAGAUCACUCCCACAGCGGCACCCCCGAUGUGGUCAGCACCAACACGGAUGACAAGUUGGACUACCGCAGUGACGACCUCCUCUCUCAGGGCUCAGAGAUCCCGGCAGACAUCACGGAUCCCGCGCAGGCUUCCGAUGGCCUGUCAGAGAAAGACGGAAUGCUGGGUCAGGCCAAAGCAAAGCUGGAAAGCGAGCAGAAUCCAAAUGAGGGUCGAGUCCUUUGUGACGAUUCCGACUGCGACAGUGCCGAGCUGGACCAGUCGGGCAGCGGGGAGCCGAGCCGACCUCCCAGUGCUGGAGCAUGGAUGCCGCCCCCUCAAGCCCAUCAAGGGUCACCACAGGCGUCUCACACAGGACCCCCAUAGACACCUGGACUUAAAUACCUCUAACUUGCAUACAUUAAACCGUCACCGUCACAGUGCACCGGGUCGGCCAGUGCGGCAUGUCACGAGGGGUCACAGCUAUGACACGUUUUACACAAAGUUACGAGGGCUACCCAGCGCACUGGCUGGCACGUGACACAUUUGUCAAACCUGACUGACAUUCUUUUGAUUUUCUUUUGUCAGCUUGGGUGAUAUUCUGAUAGAGACAUCUACUCUUUGUAGUCAAAAUAGGUACCUUUCAUUCACACCCCCAUCCCCACUCUGGGAACACCCCCAUACACUACUGCAUUAAAAUACUAAUAAUGUAAAUAACCAUGAAAUAUUUUAUUUAUAAAAAAAAAAGAAAAGAAUAAAUGGUUUGCAGCCCUGUGAACAAAUGCAUGAUUAUGUUUAUAAUUUAUGAUUUGAAUGUAUCAGUUUUAUAUUUUGUGGAAGUUUACACUUUUUUAAUCCUGAAAGUAUUUCCUCUGUUCCUUAUGUUAAUAAAUGUUAGCACUAUAAAGGAGGGGAAAACGGAUGGAAGAUUUAGGAGGUCUGAGUUGUAAAACAUAAUUCUAGCACACAAGACUUGCGUGAGGUUUUUACAAAGGUUGUCGGAUUUGUGGUGGAAUGGAGUCCUUUUGGUUCACGUGGAAUGAAAAGGUUGUGAUUGUGCAGUAAUAAGUCCCAAGUGUUGUCUUUGGUGAGUGUCAAGUCAUGCCUGCACUCACGGCAACACCUUCCUCUGACAUGCACUGAACCAGGACAACAUUUAUUUCAACUCUCUCUAAAUAGCAACGCUACUGGUGCAGGUGCUAAUAAACGUGAAUGUGUUUUUGUAAUGAAUUUCAAGGACUGGUCGCCUUCAUAAAAACCUCCACGGUCCCCCACGACCCUUUAAGAUUUCUGCAGGAGUAGCCUGC
This is a messenger RNA of Syngnathus typhle (broad-nosed pipefish), 3791 nucleotides long. It is a transcript of the gene map3k12, whose product is annotated as mitogen-activated protein kinase kinase kinase 12. Gene Ontology annotation, biological process: JNK cascade; protein autophosphorylation. The transcript has 13 exons. Gene Ontology annotation, molecular function: ATP binding; JUN kinase kinase kinase activity. The record is from RefSeq and is a predicted model, not a curated record. Bases 1 to 2871 code for a protein of 956 amino acids. NCBI's taxonomy places the organism in Eukaryota, Metazoa, Chordata, Actinopteri, Syngnathiformes, Syngnathidae.